Gloeophyllum trabeum ATCC 11539 is the source of this 2902-nucleotide messenger RNA. RefSeq names its product subtilisin-like protease. The record is from RefSeq and is a predicted model, not a curated record. Gene Ontology annotation, cellular component: cytosol; membrane; cell wall. Bases 113 to 2788 code for a protein of 891 amino acids. Lineage: Eukaryota; Fungi; Basidiomycota; Agaricomycetes; Gloeophyllales; Gloeophyllaceae. Gene Ontology annotation, biological process: proteolysis. Gene Ontology annotation, molecular function: serine-type endopeptidase activity; tripeptidyl-peptidase activity. The transcript is spliced from 23 exons.
AACCGGCGUAUACUGGGCCGUUUCCCCCAGACGUGCGGUCUAGCUCUAGUGCCACACUCACUACGGUCUUUACCUACCUGCGCCAGAGGGUGCAUUCCAUUCUUUUGGCGGAAUGAAGCUUCCCUUACUUUCUUUGGCUCUUACAGCCGUCAGCGUAGGUGCUACGGUACCUUUGUCUAGCGUUCAAAGGACUACUACUUCACCGAACAAUGCUUUGGCGGGGGAAUAUAUUGUAGAGAUGAAUAAUGUGCAGGGAUUGGGAGGCAAGAGAGCUUACGCUUCAACACAUGACACCCUAUACCGAUCCCUUCGCAAGAGGGGUAUCUCUUUCGAUGUGAAGAAAGAGUAUAAUCAACCCGGUAUCAUGGUCGGGGCUGCCCUGAAAGUCGCAUCUCCUCAGGAUGUGCAACAAAUAGCGACCAUGGCAGAGGUCAAGGCCAUCCGACCGGUUAUUGCUGUGCCAGCCCCCGAGCGUAUCAAUCAAUUCACGGUAUCCUCGCCGAAUGAUUCGCGCAUCACUGCCGACUCCGAGACCACCCACAUUAUGACUGGUGUAGACAAAGUGCAUGCUGCAGGGAUCACCGGCGAAGGAAUCAAGAUCGGGAUCAUCGACACUGGUAUCGAUUACAACCAUCCUCUGCUGGGUGCGGGCUUUGGCCCGGGCUUCAAGGUAAUUGGAGGGUACGAUUUCGUGGGUGAUGAUUAUACCGGGUCCAACAACCCUGCUCCUGAUGAUGACCCUCUUGACAACUGCAACGGGCAUGGAACUCACGUAGCAGGCAUCAUCGGCGCCAACCCAGGAAACGACUUCGGUAUCAGCGGCGUCGCAUACGGCUCUUCCAUCGCAUCCUACAGGGUGUUUGGCUGCAGCGGCUUCGUUAGCGACGACAUUAUCAUUGACGCUCUCCUGCGUGGCUAUAGUGACGGUAUGGACAUCCUGACCCUUUCCCUGGGUGGCGUCGAGGGCUGGACCGAGUCCUCCUCCUCCGUCGUCGCGAGCAGGAUCGCAGACCAGGGAAGGGUGGUUACCAUCGCUGCUGGAAACGACGGUGCGUAUGGGAGCUGGUACGCUUCCAGCCCUGGGACUGGGGUGGAUGUCAUCUCCGUGGCUAGUGUCAACAACAUCGCGAUUCCAGUGCAGAACGCGACUGUGCAAGGCGUUGAGCAUGCGCCUAUUCCCUACCUGGAGGCACUGCCGCUCAACGUUACUGGAAGCCGUCCGAUCUACGCUACCUCGACGGACACCACUGUCGCUGACGAUGCAUGCAACGCUCUUCCCAACGACACGCCUGACCUGAGCGGCUAUGUCGUUGUUAUCAAGCGCGGAACCUGCACUUUCGUGACUAAGCUGCAGAACGCAGCUGCUAAGGGCGCCAAUACGUUCUUGAUCUAUAACAACGGCGGAAGCUUUUCAGCUAUUUCGGUCGGGGAUUAUACCGCUGCACUCAUCUCGGAGACAGAUGGCACUUUCCUUGUCAACCAAUUCGCUGCUAAGGCCAACAUCACUAUCUCCUUCCCUCAGUCGGGAUCAGCAUGGAACUACCCCGAUGACGUAUCUGGAGGAUUGGUUUCGGACUUCUCGAGCUACGGGCCUUCGUACGACAUGUACUUCAAGCCUGCUGUAGCGGCGCCGGGAGGUAACAUUCUCUCCACCCUGCCCAUCGCGCUCGGCUCCUACGGCGUCGAAUCGGGUACCUCGAUGGCUACGCCCUUCACUGCGGGCAGCGCCGCGCUUAUUCUCCAAGCGAAAGGCAAAUCUGUUGCUAAGUCCAUUCGGAACCUGUUCCAGACCACCGCGUCGGCCGUCGCAUCGAGCAAGACAGAUGGCGAUCCGCUUCAGACGGUCUCCCAGCAGGGCGCUGGGCUGAUCCAGGUGGACAGGGCAAUCGGCACGACCACUGUCGUAUCCCCAGGACAGCUGACGUUGAAUGAUACAGCACACUUUGAGGGCUUUAAAACCUUCAAUAUCCAGAAUACGGGAUCUAAGGCUGUGACAUACAAGAUCUCGCAUGUCCCGGCUGGAACAGCGGCUUCUGUACAAUCUGGAAGCAUAUUCGCCGCGGACGGUCCUGUCCCGCUCACCGCUGACUAUGCACAGGUUACCUUCAGCUUGAACAAAGUGACCGUACUGCCCGGCGUCAGUGUCCCAAUCCUCGUGUGGUUCAAGCCCCCGCAGGGAGUCGACGCCUCCACGUACCCUGUGUAUUCAGGUUUCAUCGAGAUCGCCGGCCUUGGUGAGACGUUGCGGGUGGCGUAUCUCGGUGUGGCCGCAUCUCUUAAGGACAAAGCCGUCGUCGACAACACCGAUGAGUAUUUCGGAGUAAAGAUACCUGCGCUUUUGGAUGCCUCGGGUGAUGUUCAGGGAAAUAGCACCAAUUAUACUUUGGUGGGAGAUGACGUUCCGUCCCUUCUGUAUAGGUUUGCUUUCGGGUCCGCACAUGUACGAGUCGACCUAGUCGAGAAGGCCUCGACGGUGUCGGCUACUUUGAGCAAGCGCAACUGGUGGAACUGGUGGUGGCCGCAGAAGCCAUCCAACUCCUAUGACAAAGUACCUAUUGUGGGCACACUCGCCGAAUACGACUACGUCCCGCGAAAUUCGGAUGCAUCUACUAUCGAUGACAAUGGCUACAACGUCUUUCAGUUCACUGACUCUUUCGUGAAUGGUACCAAGAUAGCCGCAGGAGAGUAUAAGGUCCUGCUGAGGGCUUUGAAGGUGACUGGGAACCCUGCUGAGGAGGGCGACUAUGAGACUUGGUUGAGCCCUUCUUUCAGUGUAGUUCCUGCGUAACGUACUUGUUCUUGUCACACAAUCCAUCUGCGCCUCUUAAGGACCUCCAUUACGAGUCAGGAAUCCAGACUCGAAAAAAGCCUGUCUCUCCUCUUUGGUUUAACUGUCCCUGAC